GAUUGGCUGCCGCUGAUGGAGGAUAUUCUCACUUCUCCGGCCGUUGCGGCAAUGGAACUAGAACUCAUCCAUGAGCUCGUAAAGCACAACGAGUACCAGACAGCCACGCCCACGUUCUAUGGAUGCGAGUCAAGCGGCCUUCGACGAAGCCAGCAUGCUGUGAAGGGUGUCGUGGCGGAUGUAGUGUUCACCGUACGUGGGCGAACAAAUGCCGUGGUCGGCAUGUUCGCAGCAGCCAGUGAUGAUGCAUGUGGAGCAGCACAAUCUCUGGCAGAAAGCAUUACAGCUGAAGGUCUCGCUCAGGUCGAAUUCGUCACCGUGGACAAUCCGAGCCGGCACUACUUGCUUAGUCUGAAGAACAUUUGCCCAAACCUGCAGGUUAUGGCUUUGGACCCAGUGCAUCUGGCCAUGCCAUGUGAGUACGCAAGUUCUCGGAAACGUACCCAGGCCACGAAAACAUUGCGCUGCAUUCUGUCCAAAUUUUCUGCUGUUGAUCACACGUACGAUGCUGCAAGUUGGGGGCACGUCUUCCACGGACGCAGUUGCAAAGGGCUUACAGUCGAGGAAAAAUCGCUGCGUCAGAAAAUCGAAGAUCGGACAAUGUGGGUGACGACGACAGCGGAACAAAUCCUGGCACAGCUGGACCCAAGCCGACCGUUCUAUACGCGCAUCGAGUGGAUUCGGUCCUUAGCCGCCUUGGUUUCAGUCUUCCGGGAUGAGGUGAGCCGCCUCGCUCGUGGUCCAAACGGGCGAAUUUGCCAGCUGCUUCACACAGCAGCUGCUGCAGAGCGAAGUGGAUGGUACAUGAACAACAUUCGACUUCGUCACAGCAUGCCGAGACACCGGCUCAGUCUACUCCCCGUUGGCACCACCAGCAACGAGUCACUACAUCACGAGAUCAAUUGCUGGUUCCGUGAGACUCAGCAAAUGCACCAGUCAACUCUGCAGCUCAAACUUCGCGUUCUGAAGCUUGGCAAGCUCAUGUCGCACAACUCAGCUUUAUACCAGCACACCUCCAAGCAACUGCCGCAUUCUGUCGUGCUGGCACGAGCCAUUCGUCGCACCCUGUGGUCGGAGAAGGGAUGGCAGAGGUGGUGCAAGGAGCGUGCACGACCAAGGUGCGGUGUCCAAGGCGAGCCUGCCACUUUCUGCAAAGCGACAGCAAGAAAAACAGGCGGUCAAGGAUGCUGUUGUGAGAAUGAAGCGUCCUGCUGCCACACACUCUUCUGUCGUGAAGAAGAGACGGCGCACUCCCCACACUCUUCAGCGGAAGGAUUCGCUUCGGAGAGGAGGCAUGCGUUCGUCCACCUAGUCGUCAAAGAUUGA
This is a messenger RNA of Symbiodinium necroappetens, 1326 nucleotides long. NCBI's taxonomy places the organism in Eukaryota, Dinophyceae, Suessiales, Symbiodiniaceae. The record is from the annotation of a GenBank genome assembly.